Owenia fusiformis is the source of this 5238-nucleotide messenger RNA. The record is from the annotation of a GenBank genome assembly. NCBI's taxonomy places the organism in Eukaryota, Metazoa, Annelida, Polychaeta, Sabellida, Oweniidae.
AAUACGUGGGAUUAUUUAUUAAAAGAUGAAAGAUGAAAACGAUCUAGAGGUAUGAACUUUAGUGUAUCGUGUACCUAAAUGGGUUCAAAACAGAAUACGUCGGAUUAUUUAUUAAAAGAUGAAAACGAUCUAGAGGUAUGAACUUUAGUGUAUCGUUGGUGCUACAAUGAGAUGGCAAGUGAUUUGGCUUGCCACUCUAGGGUUGCUAAACGUCUUUAAAGUUGGCUUCACUCUCCCAACUGCUCGGAUUGGUGUCAUUCUCGGAUUCAACAUUACCGCUAACAAUUACAUCAUGAAAAACGCCAUUGACAGGAUUAACAACCUCCACAGAAAAGCAUUCAACAUUGAAUUGGUCCAUUUACCUUGGAGCCUGAGCCCGGAGUUGUUUUACGAAGAUGUAUGUAAAAGAAUCGAGGCUUACCCUCUUAUGGCUUUAUUAGUGGUAGGGGAAAGUUCCCAUGUGAAGCGAGCAACAGUAAUUAGUCGCCAACUAGGAUUACCCCUGAUGGCGUUUGAUACAACAAGUACCGGAAAAACAAUAAAGGACAAUGCACAUCUUUACCUCCAACUGGAGCCAUCCAGAGCAGUCCUGGCCAGAGCGGUCCUCGCCACUCUCAAUGAGAGUGAUUGGAUGACCAUUUCCCUCGUCCUAGAGGAAAGUUAUGCAACGGAUGGCUUUGAACGCUCAAUUAAGCAGACAAUGGGGCUGGACACUCGUUGGACAUUAGCUAAUGAUGUGAGGAUCAAUAUGAAUGAAGACGAUGAUUCAAUAGUUGGUAAACUCAACAUACUACAUGAUAGCGAGGCACGGAUUCAUAUACUCCAUUGUUCGGAGAAAUUAGCUAGACGUAUCUUUGAGUUAGCAGCCACUGUCGGUGGAGGCGCAGAUAGCCUAAUGGGAGAAGGGAAUGCAUGGGUUACAACAGAUGUUGCAAUACAUCAAUGGAAACCACAUGCUUACCCAGUUGGGCUUGUUGCAAUCGUUUUUGAUAAGAACACAAAUAAUAUUCUUGAUGAUUUACUUCAUGUAUUUUUGCUAGCAAGUAACAAGCUUGCUUUCAUCACUCCCAACUAUGCACAUAUUAUAGAAGAUAUCUCUGCAACACAGUCUUGUUGGAGAACACCUGGCCCCAAGGCUAGGUCUAUUUCAAACACACUCUACAGUUCACUUCUUCAAAUCAACUACAAAGGAAAAGGCGGGCCUUUAUCCUUCAAUGAACAGGGUUAUAGGGAGCAGGCAAAUUUCAGCAUCAUAAAUCUUGUCUCCAUUUAUGGUAGUCAAAAAUGGAGAAAAAUAGGCUCAGUUCAUAAUGACAUUGUAAAUGUUACAACCAUAGUGUGGCCAGGGAAUACAGUAUCAGGUCCUCUAUCACGAGGAAAGAAGAAAUAUCGUGUUGUGACUAAUAUUGUUGAGCCAUUCGUGAGAGCCUUUACACCAUAUAAGGAGGAUAAGUCAUGUGUGUCAACCGUCCCUUGUUUGGAUGUUAAUGGCACACGUGAUGUCACAACUCUCGAUGCUAUAUUCGAUGACUAUGCAAAUGGAACAAUAUCCCCAUCCAGGCCCUAUGAGAUUAAAUGCUGUGAAGGGUUAUCUAUUGAUAUUCUAGAGCGACUCUCCAGAGACUUGGAGUUUGACUAUGAUUUAUACAUAGUAGGGGAUGGCAUGUAUGGAGCAAUAGUAAAUGGUUCCUGGAAUGGACUAGUGGCUGAUUUGAAAAGUGGAGCUGCCCAAAUGGCUAUGGCUGCUUUCAGUAUAACAGGCAGCCGAAGUGCUGUUAUUGACUACACUGAACCAUACUUUCACUCUGGCUUCUCAAUUUUGGCUGCAGAGAAAAAGAAGGAAGUUGAUUAUAAUGCCUUUUCUCAACCAUUUGAUGAAAGUGUGUGGAUCUGUAUAGCAGUGUCUGCUACUGUUACUGCUAUUGCUAUGGCAUUGUUUGAAUGGAACAGUCCUUUUGGACUUAACCCUUGGGGCAGAAAACGCGCCAAAAACUACACGCUGGCAUCAGCACUUAAUAUGGUCUAUGCAAUUCUCUUUGGCCACACAGUAAAAACUAAAAGUCCUAAAUCCUGGCCGUGUAAAUGGUUCCAAAAUUUUUGGGCUGCUUCAUCAAUUUUUAUCUUCGCUAGCUACACAGCUAACCUGGCGGCCUUUAUUGCUGGAAAGAACGAGGCUCUUCUGAUCAGUGGUAUACACGAUCCAAAGUUAUUUGAUGAUCGUGUUGGAUCUUUGGCUAGCAGCUCAGUACAGAGUUAUAUCAAGUUACUCAACCCUCCACUGUAUGAGCAUACAGUGAAGAACCAACAGCCCAGCACAAUGGAGGGUGUCCAAGCACUGAAAACUGGUAAGAUAGAUGCUUACCUCGAUGAUACUCCUGUUUUGGAGUAUGCCAGGGCCACUAUGGACAACGACUGUAAGCUAAAGAUGGUAGGGCAGGGCUUUGGGGAUGAUGGCUAUGGAAUAGGCCUACAGAAAAACUCAUGGAUUCAGGAAGUGUUGUCUAAGAAGAUAUUAGACUACCACGAAAGUGGAUACAUAGAGGACCUCAGACGUCACUACUUCAAUGUACGAGCAUGUGCCAGAGAGGGGGCGAAACAAGAGGGUCUACAACCAACACAUUUUGCUGGUUUAUUCUAUGUACUGCUGGGUGCUCUCAUCUUCUCCUUUAUUAUGUUGUUGUCAAUGGAAUAUGCCUUGUUCAAGUGGUUCGUCCCCUGGUGCCGCAGGAGGAACUCCAAAAGCUUCUUUAAGAGCCUUCACAUGAUGUUUAUCAGUCAGAGAUUAUUUCGCAUAAUCACCAGUGAGAAGUUAGUUUCUCCAAACCAUUCCGCCAAGGAGAUGGGACAAAUACUCAAGUCACGACAAUUCAUCCAGCUUUUCCAGAAAAGUGUUAAAAAAAAAGAUAAGAACCCGGUAGUGAAAAGGAAGAAUGACUUCUUCAACCUUGUGGACCAGUUACGUUGGCAACAAACCGUCGAACUGACGCAAGCCCAGGGGAAACGUCGAAGACCAACUAUGCAGGAAAUACAACAAGAGUUCCAAUUCAAGAAACUCAGUGUAAAAUCAUUGGAUAAUAUCAGUGGUAGUGAGGCAGGGAGUGCGAUCAGUGAAAGCAAUAUUAAUGCAAUAGAUAGUUACUUUGAAAAUGCUCUCAGAGGAGAACAAUCUGAAGCAAGUAUAAAUAAUAUCUUGGAUGAUCUUGGUCAUGAAGAUGAUUGGCCAACAGACUGGGAGGCGGAGUGGAUCGCGGAGGAUGGGGAAAGUAUAAUCUCUAAUGAGAAUGAGACAUCGUAUUCCCCAAACACACACGCAAACUUGGCAUAUAGUGAAUCGGCAGGAAGUGAUAUCAUAUCACGACGCAGCAGUGUACAAAGCAGUAGUGUAAAAUCAAGAAAAGGCUCAAAGAAACAGCAGACAAUUAGGGAGGUAGCACAGCCACCGAAGAUACUCGAGUAUCGCAAGAUAAACUCUGCAAGUAGUGGCUCUCCACCCGAUUCUGUGCACAACAACUUGGGCAGGAGCUCUUCAGAAGCGGAGGAGACAAUGUCGAAUGGAGAAGUGCCAAAUGGAGUGUUAAUACUCUCACCAACAGGGGAAAUAUUUGCUUGUAAUGCAAUGAAUAAAAAUACUCGAACUACUGAUUUUCUUCCAAAAAAAGACCGUGGUGGAAACUGGCGUAAUUUGACUUCCUCUCUCCCGGAGAGUAUGAAAACUCUUCCACUUAAGGAUAACAGAGUUAAGCAAAAUUUCAGGCAGAGUAUAUCGAGUAAUCAAAAAAAUGUAGAAGCAGGAAUGUCCGACAGUGAUACAGAAGAUAUUGAAAGUAUAAAACUGGACAAUGUCAGUAAAGAAGAGAUAGUUUACAUGUGGAAGCAGGCAAUGGUGCAAUUGAACUCAAGACUAAGACAAGCUCUUAAAGACAAAGCCAAACUUGAGAUAAAGCUUUCACAAUUAAACACAGUGGAAAAUUCCUACCUUUAAUCAAGCAAUACUGUUUAAUAGUAUAGGACAACUAGUCAGAUAUUAUAAUGCAAUACAGUUCAUGUUCCUUCCUAUACAUAUUUUUGCUCCGUCUACGAGGAGUGCUUAUAUAUAUAUACAGUAUACGCUAUACAGUGUUCAUUUUACUUGAAUUUGUAUAUAAAGUGUAAAUAUAUACAGUCAUUUUUAGGUUUGUGAUUACAUAAACCAUUUGUUAUUGUUAAUAUUAUACCAAAUGGUAUAGGAGAACCACAUUUUGCAUUUCUCCAGGUUUUAACCCUGCUGUAUAUUAAAUGGUAGCAUACUAAAAUAAUUAAGACUUUUUUUCUUGUAUUUAAUAGUCUGUAAAUGUCUUCACGCUCUCGUUUAACAUUAAGUAGGUGUUCUUUAAUGGUUUAGACUCCAUGUUCUAGAGAUUAGCUCUCAUUAUCACUGCGAUUCAAUAUGCUAAACCAACGUCUAUGAUGUUCUUGGUCGAUGCUCUGAUUUUACUGAAAAUAAACACAUUUAAUAUAAUUAUAUGACAGAGCUCCUUCAUCUUUGGAUUUUGAAUUGCUUUUACAAAUUCCAAAUACUGUUCGCUACAUUGAUGUUAGUUUUUAGAGUUAUCAGUUAUGGGAUUUCCUAUAAAAUUAGCAUUCUAAGAAGCAUUAACUACAUUUGUGAUGUUGUGCAUGUAAACACAAGAAUUUUGAUGUAGAAGCCUCCGUGAUUUUGAUCUUUUCGCCUGGUUAUAAUAACACAGUACAUCAUAUCUUGCUUAACAUUCAUGUCUAGUAGUCCUCCAAUGUCAUGUUUAUCUACACACUCUGCAAAUCUUAAGUUAUCACGAUGGCCGAAGUCAUUUUGCGGUUCAAUCUGACAUUUUGCAAAUUACAUUUAUGUAUUUAUCACAAAUUACAGGGGACUGUGUUCUUUGUUUCCUUCUAAUUCUGUCUUGUCUUUAAUGUUUUAUUGUAUUGAUCUAAAGUCUGAAGAGGAUCUUGUGGAUCUGAUCCCGGGAUCUGAUAGGUUUUAAUCUGUAAAACUGUGUAUUCAAUGAAACUUUGUUACUUUACUUACUUAUGUUUCCUAAUACUGAUACAAAUCAUAUAUAAACAUUUACUUUUGGACUUCAUUACACAAAUAUGUCAACAACCUCAGAUAUUACGUGAUGACAGACCGUUCUGUAGAAGCAUUUAUGUAUGACAGUGAUUCACAGAAUUUACACAUCACGUUAUUAUAAUACAAUAUGCUAAGAGAAAUCAAUAAAGUAA